AUGGUAGCUAUAAAAAGACUUUCAAGAAAAUCUGGACAAGGAUGGGAAGAGCUGAAAAAUGAGGCAAUGCUUAUAGCCAAACUCCAACACAAAAAUCUUGUGAAAUUGCUUGGCUACUGCAUUGAAAGAGAUGAAAAGAUUUUGAUCUAUGAGUAUUUACCCAAUAAAAGCUUAGAUUAUUUCCUUUUUGGUCCAAUUAGACAUGGGAUAAUAGAUUGGGCUACCCGAACUCACAUUAUUGAAGGGAUUGUUCAAGGGCUUCUUUACCUCCAUCAGUACUCUAGGUUACAAAUCAUUCAUAGGGAUUUGAAGGCCAGCAACAUCUUGUUGGAUAAAGACACAAAUCCUAAAAUAUCAGAUUUUGGAAUGGCAGGAACUUUUUGUGGGAAUGGGUCACAAGCAACCAACCGAAUAGUGGGGACUUAUGGUUACAUGUCUCCAGAAUAUGCUAUGGAAGGCAUUUUCUCAAUUGAAUUUGACAUCUUUAGUUUUGGAGUAUUAUUUUUAGAGAUCUUGAGCAGCAAGAAGAAUACUAGUUUCUAUCAACGUGAUUCUAUCAAUCUUAUUGGAUAUGCAUGGGAUUUGUGGAAAAGCAAUAGGUCAUUGGAGUUGAUGGAUCCAAUUCUUGGAGAUACUCCUCCUGCAAAUGUCCUUUUGAGUUACAUAAACAUAGCACUCCUUUGCGUCCAAGAAAAUGCAGCUGAUAGGCCUACCAUAUCAGAUGUGAUCUCAAUAUUCAACAAGGAACCUACACUUCUACCUUCACCAAAAAAACCAGCGUUCUCAUUUGGCAGAGGUAUGGAGGUUUUGGGUUCAUCUAUGAGAAAGGCAGAAAUUUGUUCUCUAAAUGACAUGACAGUCUCAAUUUUGGAAGCUCGGUGA
This is a messenger RNA of Quercus lobata, 882 nucleotides long. RefSeq names its product putative cysteine-rich receptor-like protein kinase 35. The coding region runs from base 1 to 882 and encodes 293 amino acids. Gene Ontology annotation, cellular component: plasma membrane. Gene Ontology annotation, biological process: protein phosphorylation. The transcript is spliced from 4 exons. The record is from RefSeq and is a predicted model, not a curated record. Gene Ontology annotation, molecular function: protein serine/threonine kinase activity; ATP binding. Lineage: Eukaryota; Viridiplantae; Streptophyta; Magnoliopsida; Fagales; Fagaceae.